Molecule: messenger RNA, 2019 nt
Organism: Leucoraja erinaceus (little skate)
Lineage: Eukaryota; Metazoa; Chordata; Chondrichthyes; Rajiformes; Rajidae
Gene: mterf4
Product: mitochondrial transcription termination factor 4
Exons: 4
Coding region: 395-1540 (381 amino acids)
Biological process (GO): mitochondrial ribosome assembly; regulation of DNA-templated transcription
Cellular component (GO): mitochondrion
Molecular function (GO): double-stranded DNA binding
Source: RefSeq, a predicted model, not a curated record
AUGCUGUAGAUCAGGUUCGAGGAUGUACAUGUGAACAUCUGUCACACCUGGAGGGAUUGUCGAAGCCCAUGGAUGGGGUUGAGGGAAGAGUUAUGACAGGUGUUUCACUCAGGGUUCCAGCAUCUGCAGUCUCGUGUCAUUUUCUGUUGGGAGAAAAGGAUAAAACAUCCGCGCUCUGACCGUGAAGUCACUUGUGUUUCCCAAGGGACUGCAGUCUUUCCGAGAUGGAUUUCAGUUUAAAGACGGCGAGUUGGUGAACAGACAAAGUUAGAGCGAGUGCAAAUGUCGGCUAUGCCCAUGAGCGAGGUGGGGCGGCUACGGCGGCGGAACGUUCAGCCACGGACACGGGUGUCGAGGAGCUGGAGUCGGAGACACACCGCCCCGGGAUGCGGACAUGAGCCUGAGGAUGCAGCCGGUGGCGCGGCAGGCACUGUGCUGCCGUGGGCUCUCCCACAGGAUCCAGCCAGCUGCUGGCUAUUGGCAGCUCCCAACACAAGGGAGACGUGCUGUGCUCGCAGGGACUCACAAAACUAUUCCAGCUGGGAUCUCAUCAGCCAGGAUUCUCGAUCGUUUCUGGAAAAUUUCACUGGACUCCUAUCUGAUCCCAAAAACCAAAGCUCACUUCUCUUUUUCCAAGGAGAGCAAUGUAUAUACUGCAGGCAAACAUUUAGGAAAAUUGGAUGCAGAUGCCUCUGGAUUGGCAAAUACGGUUGAAUCUUUUCUGAAUCUGAGAUUCACCCAGGAUCAAGUGAAGCAACUGCUCGAUUUGAAUCCCAGAAUUGCUGCACAGAUUCCAGUGAAGGAUCUCCCUGUGCUCUACGUCCUUGAGAGCCUUGGCCUUAACCCAAGGAGCACCUUCAAAGUGUUGGAGAGGUGCCCUGAACUGCUCGGAGAGAAAGAACACCAGCUGCAGUCACGCAUUGACAACCUGCGGAAGCAUGGACUGGGCGAAGGCCGUCUGCAACGUACUGUGGUGCAUUGCCCACACAUUCUGAAUCUCUCUGCAAAGCAGGUGAACAACACUGUGCGUUUCUUCAAAGAUAAAUGCAUUUUCACAGGACAGCAGGUUACAGAAAUCCUUCAAACUUCACCCAAUGUUCUCUUUGAAAAAUGUGAAGAAUUGGAAUACAAAUUUCAGUUCGCAUAUUUCCGCAUGGGAAUAAAACAAGCAGAGAUUGUGAAAUCUGGAAUAUUCCGGGUGUCAAUGGAAGAACUGAGGCAGCGCCAUAUCUUCUUAGAACGGCUGGGGCGUUACCAGACUCCAGACAAAAAGGGACAGACCCAGAUUAUAAACCCCAAACCAAAGACAAUAUUUACCACAACUGAAGAUUAUUUUCUAGCUAAGGUGGCCAUGUCAUCUUGGGAAGAAUUUGAUACAUUUAAGAAGCUCCUGAGGCGCGAGGAGAUGGAAAAAGAACUUGAGAAUCAGGAAGAUAGAGGUACAUCUGUGGAACAGUCCGACAGUGAGGAGGAUGAGGAACUGAGCGACAUUGAGGAUGAGGAACUGAGCGACAUUGAGGACGCGGAACUUUCACAUUAAAACCGAUUGCAUUGUUGAUAUGCAACUGAAAGAUUUCGUUGAUAUUCAAUUCCCUGCUCGAUUCUAUAUCCAAAAGCCUGUUUCAAUCUGGUUUUAAAAUGGGGAACUGUGACCAACAGUGGAAAUACAUUGAUAAUUGUACAACAAAAAGUAGGUGAGUUGAAGAAUAUAGAUAUAGAAGGGUCAAUCAGAGUCCCCUUCUCCAAAAAAAUGAUUUUUAACUGCUUUAAUCUGAAAUAAAUCCUGUCACCGAGCAACCAAAAAAUUAAAUGUGACAAAGUCACAAACCAAGUUCUGUUCAUUGUCAAGAAUAGGUGAUUCUCAUUUUGAUACAAGAAAGAACUGAACUCCACUGUCCUUUCAUCUAAAAAUAACAGCAUCAACCCCAACUCUAAUUAAUUAGCUACAAGGUUGAUUAUGGAAGAAGUGAUGUAUCUGAGUGAAUGGAUCACAUUUGUGCAAUUAAAACUGAGGAUUGG